This is a messenger RNA of Talpa occidentalis (Iberian mole), 407 nucleotides long. RefSeq names its product centromere protein X (gene CENPX). The record is from RefSeq and is a predicted model, not a curated record. Lineage: Eukaryota; Metazoa; Chordata; Mammalia; Eulipotyphla; Talpidae. The transcript has 5 exons. Gene Ontology annotation, biological process: resolution of meiotic recombination intermediates; DNA repair; replication fork processing. Gene Ontology annotation, cellular component: FANCM-MHF complex; Fanconi anaemia nuclear complex. Bases 25 to 396 code for a protein of 123 amino acids.
CCGGAAAGCCGCCGGGACCGCGCGAUGGAGGUCGCCGGCGCGGGCUUCCGCAAGGACCUGGUCAGCAAGCUGCUGUGCCUGCAUUUCAAGGAUGACAAGACCCGAGUCAGUGGGGAUGCACUGCGGCUCUCGGCGGAGCUGCUGAAGAUCUUCGUGAGGCGGCCGUGCGCAGUGUCCGGCAGGCCCAGGCGGAGGACCUGGCCCGAGUGGACGUGGACCACCUGGAGAAGGUGCUGCCGCAGCUGCUCCUGGACUUCUAGGUGCCCGGCAGGGAAGGAGCCGCGCUCACGCCGCUGGAGCCCCAUGGCCAGUCCCCCCAGACACGCCUCGCAGCAGCCAGAGGGCCUGUGGCGGGCAGCGGGGAGCGGGACGGGCCGGCCCAGGCCGCAGCAAUAAACUGGCAACGC